GUUUAGCUGAUCUGCAGGACUGUGUUUCCUUCCUCAGCUGGAACAAAAAGACCAGACAAAUGGCUGAAUUCUGCAUUUCCACUUUUCCUGUGCUGAUGGAAAGGAAACUCUCGGCCAGGUGUGUGGUGAAAUGAGCUGUGUGAAGAUGGCGCCCUCUGGUGGACUCAGUGUGGCGGUGCGGCAUUUGAGGAGGAUGAUGGAGAUCUGGUGAAGCUGCCCAUGUUGGAGGCCAUCGUCAGCAGCAGCGAGUGAUUUCCAAGUGAUGAGAACUCCGAACAGAAGUAGGGCAUCAGGAUGGAUCACCCUGGGGGCACCCUGGGACAUAAAGCAGCCAGCCACUCCACCGUCUACAAACCUGAGUGAACGUGUGAGAGAGUGGGGGGGCGACAGCAUCCAAACAUCCCAGUUCACCACAACACUCUGUGCCUGUGAACCCUCCAGAUCUGCUCCUUUACCUAAGAAAAAACUAUUCACUAAAGGCUUGACUAAACAAAUAUGUUUUCAGCCUAGACUUAAACACUGAGACUGUGUCUGAGCCCCGAACACUAAGUGGAAGGCUGUUCCAUAACUGUGGGGCUUUGUAAGAGAAAGCUCUACCCCCAGCUGUAGGCUUCACUAAUCAAGGUACCAACAAAUAGCCUGCACCUUUUGAUCUGAGUAGGCGUGGCGGAUCAUAAAAGACCAAAAGUUCACUCAGGUACUGUGGCGCGAGACCAUUUAGUGCUUUAUAGGUCAAUAGUAGUAUUUUAUAAUCAAUACAAAAUUGGGAGCCGAUGCAGUGUGGAUAAGAUAGGGGUGAUGUGGUCAUAUCUUCUGGUUCUAGUAAGGACUCUCGCUGCUGCAUUCUGGACUAACUGGAGCUUGUUGAUGCUCCUACUGGAACAUCCAGACAAAAGCUAUUACACUACUGCAUGGAAAAACAACAACAACAGCAACAACAACAACAAUGACAGCACCACCAACAACAGCAACAACAACCACAGCAACAACAACAGCAACAACAACAACAGCAACAACAACGACAGCACCACCAACAACAGCAACAACAACCACAGCAACAACAACAGCAGCAGCAGCAACAACAGCAACACCAACAACAGCAGCAACAACAGCAACACCAACAACAGCAGCAGCAACAACAACAGCAGCACCAACAACAGCAGCAGCAACAACAACAGCAACACCAACAACAGCAGCAACACCAACAACAACAGCAGCAACAACAACAGCAACACCACCAACAGCAGCAACACCAACAACAACAGCAGCAACAACAACAGCAACACCACCAACAGCAGCAACACCAACAACAACAGCAACAACAGCAACAGCACCACUGACAGCAGCAGCAGCAGCAGCAACAACAACAACAGCAACAACAACAACAGCAACAACAGUUUAUAUAUUAAAAAAACAGUUAAAAAUAAAUCAGAACUCUACUGGCAGGAAGAAUGAAAAUGAUUUUGAAAAAAAUCUCAAAACAUCAAAAUGACAGACUGAGUUUUCGUUUUUCUUCAUGACGGUUCGACUCGGCCCGCUGCUGACACGUCAGUGGCGUUUAUUAAGAGGACGACGAGUCUAUCAGGACUCAUAAACAGACUCGUACAGGCAGGAGAUCCUUCGCUUCUCUCUGGGAGGAGAAGAUCAUCCAUCAAACCCUCUCUCCUGAGCUGUGGACGAUGACAAGCGCGGAUCUGCUGCUUCUCUCCACACUUUAUUCCCUCUCAUCACCAGUCAUCCUCAUGGAGAACCCAGGAUGCGGUUCUUUCCCAUGGACCCUGCUGCAUCUCUGUCAGAAUGUUUAUUUUAGUCUCAGGUUCUUGACGGUUCAUUUUUGUUCAGAUUUUUGGAUCCGACUGAAUAUUUUCAUUGACUAGACAGAAGUUUUCAUUUGCUGUGUACGUUUAAACUUGUGUACAUUCAUCUUACUCGGAAUUAUGUCAGUUUUUACCUCAGUGCAUUUGAGCUGCUGUAUGAAAAAACAUGGACGGCACCAUGUUGGUCUUUUGUUAGCAACAAGCUAGUGAGCUAACUGUGAUGAGUGAUGUAUAUUUCCUCCUCACACAGUGAAGUGCAGAGUCAGUGUUACAGAUUUAACAGGUGAAUGCGUCUGUGUGCUGAUUGAUCGAAAGCUAAUGUGUGUAUAUACAGUGUAACUCAUUUAAAGCUAAGAAGUGCUGCUGUGUUUACUGCUGAUGCUGCGAGCGGCCAUUUUGAUUUGACGUCACUUGCUGAACUCGGGGUUGAGGAGUUCCUGAGUAGGAAUUCCGAGUUGUGGGAAGGUUUUUUUUGGUUGGAGGUCGGGAAUUACACAUUACGACCUCAAGUCGAUUGCAGCAUUAGUUGUGCUAGCAUGCUAGUGACUCUGAAUCCCACUGAGGUCUGGGUACCGAAAAUCGGUACCCAAAAUGCACCAAAUGAAACAUUUCGGUACUAACGAGUGUUGAAAAAUAUUUUUUUUGAUACUUAGGACAAAAGUUAUAUCGUAAGAGUAAAAAACAGGUGCAUAAAAACAUCUUAAGUAGUUGUUAAGUCAGCUAAUAUGCUAAACAUGCUAAAAAUUUGAUUAAACACGAGAUUAAACUCCAUCGAGAAGGAAAAUUUUCGACUGCGUGAACAGCAGCACUCCUCUUUCAGCGCUUUAGAUUACAGAAUCCAGGCAAAACACCACGACCAAACACUAAUGUUUUCAGGAGAGAAUGUAUCUGCAGGUCAGUUAGCAGCUAGCGACUGAGAAAGUUAGCUUAGUUGUCACAUUUAGAACAGAAGUAUCUAAAAAAAAUAUUGUUUUGGUAUCGGUAUCGAGUUCAGGAUAUCAGAUCAGUAUCGGUAUAGAAUAACAGAGCCCUAAUCCCACAGCCUGCUGCGCUACACACAUCGGCUUUUCCUAGCUGGAUUAUUAUUAUUAUUAUUAUUCUGGAAUCUGGAAGGUUUCAGGGAUCCUCCACGGCAUUAAAUGUAACUAUAAAAGGAUAAAAAGUAUGAAUAAAAGAUGACGGAUAAAAAAAUUUUACUUGUUGGAACAUUGUUGUGAAUUAAGAGAAAUAAAACACUCGAGGACAUGCUGUUAUGGGAAAACAAUCAACUCAAAUCAGGGUGGGAAUAGUACAGUAUCUCUGCUUAAACAUUAUUAUUAUUAUUAUUAUUAUUAUUGUUAUUAUUAUUAUAUGAAGUGAUGAAAUCUGUCCUGCUUGAUUACUAUGGGAUGUUAGGUUAUGUUACGUAUACCAAGUGCCAGGUGUCAGGUGUAUGUGUGUGUGUGUGUGUGUGUCAGGUCCUCCUUUUUCACCUGAGCAUGUAGCAGUCGUGAGUCUCUGUGUGCUUUUUCGCGAGGGAACAGCGAGCUUCAUUAAGUGAGCGCUGUGAGAUUUAUGGACUGCGUUUUCCCAGCAGACCGGCUCCGGCGAGCGCCGAUAUGAUGAAUAUACUCCACUCCGGGACUGGACUGGGUCAGGGGAUUCAUAACUCCACUCUUUAAGAUAACUGCUUAUGCUGCUGCUUUUUUACCGCGAGGACACUUGGACCUCGGCCCAAUCAGCGGCUGCGGUAAUUGCAUUUCCUUGAACAAAAAAAAAAGCUCGCGAGGCCUCAUUGUCGCUGCCGCGCUGUUCUCUGCCUCACUAAUUGUUGGAGGUUCAGUAAUUUCAAGGCAAACUCUGGGGUACAGAUUGAAUUGUGAUGAGAAUGUUUUUAGUGGUGUUUUUUUUCCCCCCUCUGUGAAGCUGUGUGUCUUUGUUCGUACGAACGCUAGGACGAACUCAUCCUCGUUCUGAUUAGCGAGACAAUGGCACGCUUGGCUAGGCUACAAAUGGAAAGCAUAAUGGCGGCCUUAAUGAAAGGGGAAAUGACAUUUUCCUUCUGUGAUCGAGCUGACGCGCCUUCAUUCGCCACUCAACAAAAGGAGCUGCGGGAAAAAAAAAGAGGGACGAGACGCCGCCUUUGUGCUCCUGCCUGGCCAAAAAUAUCAAAUCAAUGCAGCCAUUACCAUUGCUAAUUCUCUGCUAGGCGGUUUGCUAUCACGGCAAAUUGGCUCGGAUGUAGUGUUAGUUCAGGUGUUCGACGUAAUUGAUUUUUUUUUUUUUUAAAUGAAAAGGCUGAAAGGAGCUGAUUAAAGCGAGGGGGUUUUGUGUAUUUGAAAUGAACUUCCUUUAAAAGGCACACUUUCCUCCAUGAGCGAUUGUUCAAGUCUCGUCCUUCGACUCGAUAAGACCGUCGUGGUUUUGGGGCUCGUGUAGACGUCAUGACCGCCGUAUCUCCAUUUUUAUCAGCGACGAUGUUUGCCUUUUUAAUAUGAGAUUGUAAAGGAGAGUAAAUGAAAGAGUCUCUUACGUGUCCUCUCUCUCUCUCUCUCUCUCUCUCUCUCUCUCUCUCUGUGCUGAUGGGUUAUAAACAGGGUCAGUAAUGGAGGAGGAAAGUGCCGUGUAUGGAGGUGAUGGAGGUUUCACAGACGCUGACCUUUGACCCAUCUCCUAUCCGUCACCCUGACCUCACCUUCACUCCUCCUCUACAUUCCUGAAUCAUCUAAAUCAUCCUCUCUCUCUCUCUUUCUCUCUCUCUCUCUCUCUCUCUCUCUGUGUCUCUCUUUCUCUCACCACAGAAACACUUCUAUACUGUACAGUCCUCAACUUUGAGUUCAGUAUCACUUCAUAUUUUUUUUUACAUCAAUUCAUUAGAAAUUAGAAACUCUUUUACUCACGUGCUCCGACAGUAAAAACGUUUGUUUCAAACUAAACACGGUGAAGCAGCAUGUAGUUUUUAUCCUACAUAUAUU
Molecule: messenger RNA, 4771 nt
Organism: Pangasianodon hypophthalmus (striped catfish)
Lineage: Eukaryota; Metazoa; Chordata; Actinopteri; Siluriformes; Pangasiidae
Product: myb-like protein I
Exons: 5
Coding region: 799-1455 (218 amino acids)
Source: RefSeq, a predicted model, not a curated record